This is a messenger RNA of Emiliania huxleyi CCMP1516, 456 nucleotides long. RefSeq lists its product as hypothetical. The record is from RefSeq and is a predicted model, not a curated record. The coding region runs from base 1 to 456 and encodes 151 amino acids. NCBI's taxonomy places the organism in Eukaryota, Haptophyta, Isochrysidales, Noelaerhabdaceae. The transcript has 3 exons.
AUGCGGCCGCACCCGCUCGUUCUUCUGCUUUCGCUGCAAGGAUACGGGCUGCUUGGCAGCGGCGAGGCGCGCAACGCCGCCGUGCGCGCUGCCGAAAAGGAGUUUAGGCACUGCGCUGCCGCUGCAAAGGAGGAGGGUGGGAGGGCGCUGCGGGCCUUGCGCGAGGCGGACGCGGCGAGGAGACUCGCCGAGACGGCGCGGCUAACGGCGGAGGACGCGGCGACUCUGGCGGCGGAGGAGGGCUCCGAGCCGGCCAAGAGGCUCGCAGACGCGGCGAGGCUGGCGGCGGAGGAGUCGGCCAAGCUGGCGGCAGAGGCGGAGCGCCUCGCGGCCGGGGCAGCGGCGAGGCGUGAGGCCACCCUGUGCAAGCGCUCGCCACCUCUGCUGCCCUUACCGCCGCCUUUGGCUGCGGGGCCGCUCUCACCGGCCUCGCACUCGCGGCCGGCCUGCAGCUGA